UUGAGCAAGAGGGUUUUUGCCAAGGCAGGUUGUUGGAACCCCUCUUCCCAUUAAUACUGAAGUCAGGAGAGACACCAGGAGCUGCUUCAUCGCAAGAAGGUCCUAGAAGCCCUGCUUCCCCUGGAAUUUUAGCUGGAGAAAAGGCCACAGCACAAUGAAGCUGUGCACAGGAAUUGUUUUCUGCUCCUUAGUCCUGGGAGUCAGCAGUGAAAGCUGGUAUUCAUUCUUCAAGGAGGCUAUCCAAGGGACUGCGGACUUGUGGAGAGCCUAUUGGGACAUGAGAGAAGCCAAUCACCAAAAUUCAGAGAGAUACUUCCAUGCCCGGGGGAACUAUGAUGCUGCUCAAAGGGGACCUGGGGGCAUCUGGGCUGCUAAAGUGAUAAGCACUGCUGGCAAGUAUUUUCGGGGACUCCUAAAUCAGUAUUAUUAUGGAGGUGGCCAUCGUGGAUGGGAGAACAUUCAAGCCAACCGGAAGGCUGAAGAGUGGGGCCGAAGUGGCAAAGAUCCCAAACACUUCAGACCUUCCGACCUGCCUGAGAAGUUCUGAGCUUGCCACUCCUGCUGCUGUCAGGAAAUUAGGCUGGGGGCCACACACCUCUCCUGAAUGCUGGGCUUCGUGUCCCAGGGACUGGUACAGGGCAUCCAGAGUUGUCCAAUAGAUGUUUUCAAAUUUAAUUUCUUGAUGGAAACUAGAAACUUUGAGAUCGACUUUUUGAGAAAAACGGUCAUCUUGUGUCACAAUGAAUGUAAACAGCCCCAUAAAGGAGGCGCCUGUGACUGUGGGGUUGCAAGGACCCCCAACUGGCCCGUGACAAUAAAGGUCCCUCACAUUA
Messenger RNA from Marmota monax (woodchuck), 833 nucleotides. RefSeq names its product serum amyloid A-4 protein-like. The record is from RefSeq and is a predicted model, not a curated record. NCBI's taxonomy places the organism in Eukaryota, Metazoa, Chordata, Mammalia, Rodentia, Sciuridae. The coding region runs from base 155 to 547 and encodes 130 amino acids. The transcript has 4 exons. Gene Ontology annotation, cellular component: extracellular region.